Messenger RNA from Cucurbita pepo subsp. pepo (vegetable marrow), 1130 nucleotides. The record is from RefSeq and is a predicted model, not a curated record. Lineage: Eukaryota; Viridiplantae; Streptophyta; Magnoliopsida; Cucurbitales; Cucurbitaceae.
AGUGGCCCAAUGGGGUUUUUUUUUUUGUUGAAAAUCUUCAAUUAUUAAGUCUAUGAUAUAGUACAACAUUUAUUGAGAAAAUAAAAUAAAAAGUGUCAUAAAGUGGAAACUAAAAAAAUUGAAUGAAAAGAUUAUACACAUCAAUGGUCAAAAGAGCAAUGAAAGUCAUUGAUGAAGGCGCCUUAACUUUAUUCCUCAAUACAAAUUCAAUAAUAUUAUAAAUCAAUUGCCCAAAAAUGUUCCAUUCAUAAAUAAAUAAUCAUCUGGGUCUGUUCCCAAUUUUCAAAUUGAAGAAUCCCCUGCUUGCCUGAGUGUUAAGAAGCAGCCCCCCUCGAUUCAGGACGAAGCUUUUGCAUGGUGUUCUUAAUUUAAUAUUUUUCUCCAUUUCGAUCUCCGUGAAUUUCAAUCUCUUUCUUUGUUUCUUUCUGAUUGCUUUUGGCUGAACCCGACCUGAUUUUGUGGUGGUUCAGAGCACGAGGCUGUUGGAAUGUGCAGCUGAAUCUCUUCUUGUCUGGUUGUCUUUGGGUAUAUAAGGUGUUUGUGAAAAUGCCGCUGAGAUAGUUGUUCUUCGAAGAGACAUUUUUUUUGUUUUCCAAAACAGGGUUUUUGAUUGUACUCUUGUGGGAAGGAUUUUGGGGGAAAAUGGAAAAGGAUUACUGUUCAAGUUGGAAAUAUAGCUCAAUUCUUGGGCUAAGGAAUACGGAGGAAGACGAGGAGAUGAAAAUUGUGUCAUCUUUGCCUUCAAUUCCUCAGCCUCAAACUCCACAGGAACCCAUGGAGUUCUUGGCCAGGUCUUGGAGUCUAUCAGCUUCUGAGAUUACAAAAGCUCUUGCUCAAAAGCAGAAGCAGCUUUACAUUGAGAGGAGCCCCAUCGCAAUUCCUGAGGUCAUUGAACCCCCACAACUUCCAGGAAAGAUUAUGAGUUCUGUCCAUGCUUGGAGGAUGGGAUCAUUGGGAAAAUGGUUUCAUUUUCACCACAAGGAGGGUGGUAAUAGUGUUGACAAAAAGAAGGAUAGAGCAAGAAUUGAAAAUGCUCGUGUUCAUUCUGCUUUAUCUGUGGCUGCACUUGCUGCAGCCUUGGCUGCUGUGGUAGCAGCAGAGAACACUGGUGGCUCUGAUUCAAGAAUGGG